UAACAAUCUCAUGCAGAAGAGUAUAAAUUCAGGGACUGCAAGGCACCUGUGACUCUUCCUUCCUUCAGACAUCAUUGGUUCCUGAGGCUGCUUGGGGCAGACAGCAGAGAGAAUGAAGACCAUUCUGCUAAGUAUUCUCCUAGGGAUGCUCAUCAUAUUAAAGGCACAAGCAGUGUUCCCUAAAGAGAAAUUUGAUUUAGUAAAGUUUUCAGGCUUCUGGUAUGAAGUUGGAAUAUCCUCCAGUUCUGACAUGUUCUUGAAGCAAAAAGGUAUCAAGAGGUUGGGAGCUGCAAUUGUGACACCAAUGGAAAAUAAUAUAAGAGUGAAAACUAUUUACGACAAAUCACGAGAGUGUGUUAAGGAAACUAUUUUGGGCAAAAAAGUGGACAUUCCAGGGAAGUUUGUAUUUUCUGGGUCUAGAGAAGCAUAUGUGAUAGAGACAGACUAUAAGACUUAUGCCAUAAUAAAUGUUUCCAUCCUAAGGAAAGGGAUGAAGCUUAAUAUCCUGGAGCUUUUCAGUCGAAAUCUGAAGAACACUGAUGAAGGUUUGAAGAGAUUAAGAGAAAUAAGUGAAAAAGUUGGGAUCUCCAGGGAUAAUGCAUUCAUGUUGAUCUAUGAUGAUACAUGUGUGAAGAUGCUUAAGAAGGAUAAUUUGUAGAGGAGCGUAUUUUGGUUACCAGUAGAGAAAGUUAUCUGUCCAAGGAUUCACAGACCUGAUGGUCCUUCUUUUUCUCCUUUUCCACCAUUCCAUCCAUCCUCUCUUUCCAUAUGCUCAAUCUCUGUUGUGGGGUUAGUCAAAAAUUCCUUUCUCAAUGGUGAAUAAAUUUAUAUUACAAACUG
This is a messenger RNA of Dromiciops gliroides (monito del monte), 840 nucleotides long. It is a transcript of the gene LCN8, whose product is annotated as lipocalin 8. The record is from RefSeq and is a predicted model, not a curated record. Gene Ontology annotation, molecular function: small molecule binding. The coding region runs from base 113 to 658 and encodes 181 amino acids. Lineage: Eukaryota; Metazoa; Chordata; Mammalia; Microbiotheria; Microbiotheriidae. The transcript is spliced from 7 exons.